AUGUCUGACGCCGAUUUCGAGGCUGUUCGGAAGCUCCAGGCUGAGCGGAAUGCCGCUUCAGCUGGGAAACAAGGUUCUAGGACCUUUGAUCCGUCUAGCCAGCGCACUGACAGCUCGACCAAGGCCUCCCUGACUGAAUCCUUCGAUACGGAUGUCUACGAACGCGAUGGCGCCAACAAAUUUGCCGGCUAUGACACUUCGAUUGCCGUUAAUGAUGACGAUGAGGACAUGGAGGAUGCCGAUGCCGGUCACCGUCUUGUCGGCCAGUAUACCGCGACCAAAAGUCAGAUGGAUGAGUUCGCCCACGGUAACGGGGUCGAAGAGGAGGACAUUCUUCUCGGUCGCGAGAAGGCGGCCAGGAUCGCCGACCGAGAGACAGAUUAUCAGAAGCGUCGGUUCAACCGUGGUCCCUUGACCCCAACCCGGGCCGAUCCCUUUGCCGCGAACUCUCACGCGAACGUGGAGGAGUCGGAUGGCCAGACUUAUCGUGAAGUCAUGGCCCUACGUGACCUUGAAAAAGAAGAAGAGCGUGUCCAGAAGCUGAUUCAAGAGAAGCAGGCCCGUGGUGAGGACGGCGUCCCCGAACAUGAGGCCACGUUGAAGCUGGAAGACAAGGAGAAUGCCGACGCCGGUUCGGCCGUCUCUGUUGCCACUGGCCGCAAGCGCAAGCAGCGGUGGGACGUGUCUUCCGAGCCCACCGAGACGGCACCAGAGCCUCCUCAGUCCACGGAGGCUAAGCCCAAGAGAUCCCGUUGGGACCAGACUCCCGCGCCGGCAGCGCCUGGCGAAGAAGCACCCAAACGUCGGUCGCGAUGGGAUCAGGCACCCUCGCUCGCACCCGGUGCGACUCCCGUCGGUAACCAGGGACUUGCGACCCCCAUGCACCCGUCGCAGACAGGCUCAUCGGCUAUGCUUCCAACCAGCUUUGGAACCGAUAUCUCGGCUCGUAACGCCCCCUUGUCCGAUGAGGAGCUGGAUAUGAUGCUGCCCUCUGAAGGCUACAAGAUCCUCGACCCUCCCCCGGGUUACGCUCCGAUCCGCACCCCUGCCCGGAAACUCAUGUCCACUCCCGCCCCGAUGGCCAGCUCGACUGGCGUUGGUGGCUUCAUGAUGCAGGAGCCAGAGAGCGCUCGGGCUCUCGGCAAGCAACUCCCAACUGAAAUCCCUGGUGUCGGUGAUCUGCAAUUUUUCAAGCCUGAGGAUAUGGCCUACUUUGGCAAGCUUAUGGAAGGAGGGGACGAGAGCGUGAUGUCUGUGGACGAAAUGAAAGAGCGAAAAAUUAUGCGACUGUUGCUGAAGGUCAAGAACGGCACGCCACCCAUGAGAAAGACUGCCCUGCGUCAGCUCACCGAUAACGCACGGAAUUUCGGAGCGGGACCUUUGUUCAACCAAAUCCUUCCCCUGCUUAUGGAGAAGUCUCUGGAGGACCAGGAGCGCCACUUGUUGGUCAAGGUUAUUGACCGUGUGCUCUACAAGCUCGACGAUCUCGUUCGUCCUUACGUCCACAAGAUUCUCGUCGUCAUCGAGCCAUUGCUCAUUGACCAGGAUUACUACGCUCGUGUGGAAGGUCGAGAAAUUAUCUCGAACUUGGCCAAGGCCGCUGGUCUUGCUACCAUGAUCAGUACUAUGCGUCCCGAUAUCGAUCAUGUGGAUGAAUAUGUGCGAAACACGACUGCUCGAGCUUUUGCCGUGGUCGCCUCCGCCCUCGGUAUUCCAGCUCUCCUUCCCUUCCUUCGUGCUGUCUGUCGCAGUAAGAAGUCCUGGCAGGCCCGACACACUGGUGUGAAGAUUGUUCAACAAAUCCCCAUUCUUAUGGGAUGUGCUAUUCUUCCCCAUCUCAAAGGUCUGGUCGAUUGUAUCGCCGACAACCUCAGCGACGAGCAGGCCAAGGUUCGCACGGUCACCGCUUUGGCUGUGGCCGCCUUGGCUGAAGCCGCCAACCCUUACGGUAUCGAAAGCUUCGAUGAGAUCCUGAACCCCCUGUGGACGGGAGCCCGGAAGCAGCGUGGUAAGGGUCUGGCCGCCUUCCUCAAGGCCGUCGGUUACAUCAUCCCUCUGAUGGACGAGGAAUAUGCCAACUACUACACCAGUCAAAUCAUGGAAAUUCUUCUCCGUGAAUUCGCAUCUCCGGAUGAAGAGAUGAAGAAGGUUGUUCUGAAGGUGGUCUCACAGUGUGCCAGCACCGACGGUGUGACGGCUAGCUACCUUAAAGAGCACGUUUUGACCGACUUCUUCAAGAGCUUCUGGGUCAGGCGGAUGGCCCUCGACCGCAGGAACUAUCGUCAGGUGGUUGAUACCACUGUCGAUCUCGGACAAAAGGUUGGUGUUGGUGAGAUUCUUGAACGUGUUGUCAACAACCUGAAGGACGAGAGCGAACCCUACCGAAAGAUGACCGUGGAGACGGUCGAGAAGUUGAUUGCUGCUCUCGGAGCGGCCGACAUCUCGGAGAGGCUGGAGGAGCGGCUUAUUGAUGGCGUUCUCUAUGCCUUCCAGGAGCAAAGUAUCGAAGACAUUGUCAUCCUGAACGGCUUUGGCACCGUGGUGAAUGCUCUCGGCACUCGCUGCAAACCCUACCUGCCUCAGAUUGUCAGUACCAUCCUUUGGCGAUUGAACAACAAGUCUGCCACCGUGCGUCAACAAGCGGCCGAUCUCAUUUCUCGUAUUGCCAUGGUCAUGAAGCAAUGUGGCGAGGAUGCUCUCAUGGGCAAGCUAGGCAUCGUCCUCUACGAAUAUCUGGGUGAGGAAUACCCUGAGGUGCUCGGUUCUAUUCUCGGUGCCCUGCGGUCUAUUGUCACGGUGGUCGGUAUCAACCAGAUGCAGCCACCCAUUCGAGAUCUUCUUCCCCGUCUUACUCCCAUUCUUCGGAACCGUCACGAAAAGGUUCAGGAGAACACUAUUGAUUUGGUUGGUCGUAUUGCCGACCGCGGGCCCGAGUCGGUCAAUGCUCGCGAAUGGAUGCGUAUCUGCUUUGAACUGCUGGACAUGUUGAAAGCCCAUAAGAAGGGUAUCCGCCGUGCCGCCAACAACACUUUCGGUUUCAUUGCCAAAGCCAUCGGUCCUCAGGAUGUGUUGGCUACCCUGCUUAACAACCUUCGUGUGCAAGAACGUCAGUCCCGUGUGUGUACUGCAGUUGCCAUCGGUAUCGUCGCCGAAACUUGCGCUCCGUUCACCGUCCUUCCAGCUUUGAUGAACGAAUACCGCGUUCCGGAACUGAACGUGCAGAACGGUGUCUUGAAGGCGAUGUCCUUCUUGUUCGAGUACAUUGGUGAGAUGGCUAAGGACUACGUUUACGCCGUGACGCCACUCUUGGAAGACGCUCUCAUCGACAGAGACCAAGUUCACCGACAAACCGCUGCCAGUGUCGUCAAGCACAUUGCUCUGGGUGUGGUCGGCCUCGGAUGUGAAGAUGCGAUGGUCCAUCUUCUCAACUUGGUCUUCCCUAACAUCUUCGAAACCAGCCCUCACGUUAUCGAUCGUGUUAUCGAGGCGAUCGACGCCAUUCGCAUGGCCGUUGGAACGGGCGUGGUCAUGAACUACGUAUGGGCUGGUUUAUUCCAUCCUGCCCGCAAGGUGCGCGUUCCAUACUGGCGGCUGUACAACGACGCCUACGUGCAGAGUGCCGAUUCCAUGAUCCCCUACUAUCCCGUCUUGGAAGACGAGGGCGUGGACCGGCACGAAUUGUCCAUCAUCGUUUAA
Aspergillus melleus is the source of this 3696-nucleotide messenger RNA. RefSeq names its product U2 snRNP complex subunit HSH155 (gene prp10). Gene Ontology annotation, biological process: spliceosomal complex assembly. The record is from RefSeq and is a predicted model, not a curated record. Gene Ontology annotation, molecular function: mRNA binding. The coding region runs from base 1 to 3696 and encodes 1231 amino acids. Gene Ontology annotation, cellular component: catalytic step 2 spliceosome; U2 snRNP; U2-type prespliceosome. Lineage: Eukaryota; Fungi; Ascomycota; Eurotiomycetes; Eurotiales; Aspergillaceae. The transcript has 2 exons.